CUCCAAAUUGCGCAAAACAGACAGUUGCAUAAAUAUAACAGUUCCUUGUCUGGAUGUGCAAGUUAUUUGCAUGCGAGACUCCCACCCAUCUGAUUUGACGUUAGUUCUGGAAGAGCUGUGAAACUGUGUGGAGUCAAAAAAGUAAAGAUGGCCGAAGUUGUGCACAUGAUUGACAGCGAGGUCUUCCUGGCCUUCUCCACAUAUGCAACCAUAGUCAUCCUCAAAAUGAUGCUUAUGAGCCUUGUGACUUCAUACUAUCGGUUGACGAAACAGGUUUUUGCAAACAUGGAGGACACCACCUUGGUGAAGACCACAGAAGACCGGAAGAAACUGGUCAGGAUUGAUCCGGAUGUGGAAAGAGUGCGAAGAUGCCAUCAGAAUGAUCUGGAAAACAUAGUUCCCUUUGUGGUGAUCGGUCUUCUGUAUUCACUCACUGGGCCGGAUCUCUCCUCGGCUCUCUUGCACUUCCGGGUGUUUGUGGGGUCACGCUUCAUCCACACAGUGACUUAUGUUAUGGCUCUGCCCCAGCCUAGCAGAGGUCUGUCCUUUGGUGUGGGGUUGCUCGCAACCAUGUCUAUGGCCUAUAGGGUGCUCACCACCGUUUUUUUUCUUUAAUGGAUAACACUCACUUCAUUUAAAAUCAUUUUGUUUUUGCAGUUUUGUGUGAAAGAACACACAAAAUAAUUCUUUUUUACAGAAUGUUUAGUGCGCUUUCUAUUGGUUUUCAGUACCACACCCCCUUUAAUGCGCUUUAUUGUGUAAAUGCUUAUAAUAUGCCUUUAAACUGCUGAUAAUCUUUGAUAAUUGACAAUCUCCUGGCAAACAUUCGAGGAUGAGUCUGAAGCUUUGACAUGGAUUGCACAUUGAACAGACAUUUGUUUUUAUUUUGUUACUUAUUAAUCACGGGUAGCAGACUUUGAUUAACAGCUCUAGAUUCUGUCAGAUAAUUAGGUCUUUGUUAGUUUGUAAAAGCACAGGAAAAUAUUCAAUUAGCAUUUUAAAGAAAGUUUGGCCAACAACUACAACAGCAAAAAAAGCUUAUUGAUGGAUCAAAUAAUAUUAAAAAAAAUGUUUCUGACAAAUGGUUGUGGUUAAUCUUGUAAAGUUGUAAGUGUGCAAGAACCCAGUGCAUGUGUUGUCCACUAGAGGGAGCUAUUUGAAAGCCCAAGUAGUACUAAUGUUUACAUUCAAGUUUGUCUAAUGCACACGGAGUACCUCUUUAUUUGUUUCUAAUUCACCCUUGACAUACAAAACAUUCAUUCCUCUGCACUCUUUGUCUAUUCUGCCUCAACCGAUAAACUGAACUGUUUUAUACUGCUACACAUAGAUGAUGUACAUUAGCAGAUGAUUGUUAAAAAUAGCCCUGCUUAACAUAACGACGAAUGGUUUCUUAUUAUUCCUGCUUCACACAUUACCUUGAUAUGUUUUAAUUGGCUUGUAAACGUUCUAAUUUUAAUCUCAUUCUAAUCGUUGUUACUUAAUUAGUCUAAGAUAGGCUAUUUAAACGUGUCUUUCAGUGUUUUGUCUUAAAGUGUUUCAGUCUUCAUAUGAGAUUUCAACAAAGUUCCAUUAUUGAAGUCAUAAAAUCUAAGUUCACUUUAUUACGAUGGCAUUUAGGUAAAACUAAGGAUCUCAACCAUGAUCUCAACACAGCCAUGACCUAUCAAAUCUUCUAAAAAUUAACUUCGUAAGUAAAGCAAGAACAUCUGAAAUUCUGCGUAAGUGAAUAUAUGCAUUAUAUUUGUU
Messenger RNA from Pimephales promelas (fathead minnow), 1746 nucleotides. RefSeq names its product microsomal glutathione S-transferase 1.1 (gene mgst1.1). Gene Ontology annotation, cellular component: mitochondrion; membrane. NCBI's taxonomy places the organism in Eukaryota, Metazoa, Chordata, Actinopteri, Cypriniformes, Leuciscidae. The record is from RefSeq and is a predicted model, not a curated record. Gene Ontology annotation, molecular function: glutathione transferase activity.